CGCAUGCGCAGUUGUACUUACGCGUUGACUUUACUUUCACUUUGUUUUGGAACACUUUGUUUGGUUCCAUUUACCAUCAACGACAGCAUAAAUAGACAACAAAUAUCUCCAAAGACAAGCACGACAGAUCGGGAAAGCUCACGGUUUUGUUACUUUAAGUCUCAGUCGUGAACAGUGACGAAAAAAGGACGGUCAUUCAUAGUUUGCUAACUCGGGAGGCUAAUAACUUAUUCAGGGUUAAAUGUUGUGACGCGAAUAAUUUAUGGCACAGCAAAACUGACGCCUAAAAUAGCAGGUGACAAUGGAGCGGGCUUCCAUCAAGCAGAACCAGUUGUGUGGCCCAUGGGAGAUGAAGCAGAGGCUUGGGAUGGGAGGUUUUGGGCAUGUCUACCUAUACCAGAAUCUUAAAUCGGGGGAGAAGUUAGCUGUGAAACUCUGUCGCCUCGAACUGAGCUUCAAGAACAAGGAACGCUGGGGAAGAGAGAUCCAGAUCAUGAAGAAGUUGAACCACGUGAAUGUUGUUCAGGCCAGUGACGUUCCAGAAGAAUUGAGCUUGAUUGCUCUGAAUGACCUACCGCUGCUAGCCAUGGAGUACUGUUCUGGAGGAGACCUACGCAAAGUUCUCAGUAAACCAGAAAAUUGUUGUGGGUUGAAGGAGAGUGAAGUGCUCUCCCUACUCCGUGACAUCGGAUGCGGUAUUGAGUACCUUCAUGAAAAUAAGAUUAUACACAGAGACCUCAAGCCUGAGAAUAUAGUUCUGCAAGAGAUUAAUGGCAAGCUUGUCCAUAAAAUUAUAGAUCUUGGUUAUGCAAAAGAUCUCGACCAAGGCAGUGUCUGUACGUCCUUCGUCGGAACCCUCCAGUAUCUCGCUCCGGAGCUGUUUGAAAGUAAACCUUACACGGUAACUGUGGACUACUGGAGUUUUGGAACAGUAAUCUUUGAAUGCACGUGUGGUUUUCGCCCGUUUUUACACCAUAUGCAGCCCGUACAGUGGACAAGUCAGGUUAAGAAUAAAGGUGCUAAGGACAUCAUGGCGGUGGAGGACAUGAAUGGAGAAGUUCGAUUUUCAACCCAUCUUCCAUAUCCCAACAAUCUCAGCAGGCCGUUGUUAGCGCCAGUGGAGAAUUUGCUGCAGAUGUUGUUACUGUGGGACCCGGCAGCCCGUGGCGGGGGGUUGGAUCCUGUUACGAAAAAGGCAAACUGUUACAAGGCUCUCCAGAAUAUCCUCAAGAUGAAGGUGAUCCAUGUGUUAGAUAUGACGUCAGCCCAGAUGCACUCUUUGAUCCUGGAGGCCGAAGAGAGCUUACACUCCUUGCAGCUUCAUCUGGAGACGUGCACACAGACGCAUAUCUCUCCCCUAAAUCAAGAAUUGCUCUUAGAGACGGGAAUCUCCCUGGACCCACGCAGACCUCCUGCACAUUGUUUACCGGAUGGUUUGAGAGGCUGGGACACCUUCAUCGUCUUCCUGUUUGAUAAGAGCCUAUCCAAGUACUCAGGACCCCUCACUGCCAGACCCUUGCCUGAGAGUGUCAACUUUAUAGUCAGAGAGACAAAGACGCAGCUCCCACUGACCACAUUGAGGAAAGUAUGGGGAGAAGCAGUCAGCUACAUCUGUGGACUAAAAGACGACUACACCCGCCUGUACCAGGGACAAAGGGCUGCUAUGUUGAGUCUGCUACGUUAUAACACCAACUUAACCCGCUACAAGAACCUGCUCUUCUCCCAGUCACAGCAGCUGCAAGCCAAGCUGGCUUUCUUUAAAACCAGCAUCCAGCAUGACUUGGAGCAAUACGCCAAGCAGAAACACACAGGCAUCUCUUCAGAGAAGAUGCUUAGGACGUGGCAUGAAAAUGAAGCAAAGGCCAAUGGCUUUUCUAAGGUUGCUGAUGUUGGAUAUCUGGAUGAAGAGAUAGUUGCGCUCCAUUCUGAAAUUGUGGAAUUGCAGCGGAGUCCAUUUUUGAGGAGACAAGGAGACUCGAUGGAACAACUCGAGGGUAAAGCUAUUGAACUCUACAAGCAACUAAAAGCUAAAUGCAAAAGCCCCGACCUACCACAUGGUUACAGUGACAGCUCGGGCAUGGUGAAGGCCAUCCUGCAAAUGGUUCAGAACCAAGACCGAGUGCUGAAAGACUUGUACACUCACCUCAGUACAAUUCUGGUAUGUAAGCAACGCAUCGUUGAUUUGUUCCCAAAGUUGGAGAAAGCAGUUGAGAGCAUAAAAACGGCAGAGGCAGCCGUAAUGCAAAUGCAAACAAAACGCCAGAAAGAGUUCUGGUACCUUCUGAAGAUUGCCUGUGCCCAAAACGAUUCACAGAUUUGUGUUCAGCCAUCCACUGAUGGAGGAACUGUUUCUCAAUUAUUGGAUGAGAACUGCCAUUAUCUAAAUAAGCUCACUUCUUUGCUGCAAGAUGUCAGCCUUGAGAGAGAGCAAAGCAUGAUGGAUCAAGACUGGAGUUGGAUCCCUAAGGAUGCAGCAAAACCCAACCAAAAGUCUUUGAGCGACCAACCAGGAACUCAAUGAAUCAAAGAUACCUUAGUGGUGCAAUACAACAUAUAUGUUCCCUAGACGGUUUAUGAUGUAGUGGACAGGCUUUAUAUUAAAGCCUGUUAGCCAUAAUAUAAGCUAUACAGUGGUUUUGUUCGUUUUGUGUUACAGCAUGUAAAGCAAAAUGUAUUUAUUUCACUAGUGAAACUGAGCAAAGUGAAAUGUGCGCCAUACAUAUUCCUCACUCGCUCAAGGAGUAAAAUUAAUAAUUUUGCAAAUGAAACAAUAAUGGUAGUUAAAGUAUAAUUUUAAGCAAAUCAUCCAAACAUUAUCUAAGAGUUAACCAUAACUUAUUCUGCAGGUGUUGUGGUAAACUGUCCAAGAGGUAUUCAUUAAAGGGAGUGAGUUUGUUGUCCUGAACCUUUCUAAGAGUAAUAUUUUGAUUACCACCUUUUGCUCCAAGAGAGGCAAUGCAGACAGCACUUACAAGCACUUACAGUUCAAUUCUAUAACAAUAAACCGUAAAUGACUUCA
Molecule: messenger RNA, 3019 nt
Organism: Syngnathus typhle (broad-nosed pipefish)
Lineage: Eukaryota; Metazoa; Chordata; Actinopteri; Syngnathiformes; Syngnathidae
Product: inhibitor of nuclear factor kappa-B kinase subunit alpha-like
Exons: 22
Coding region: 302-2521 (739 amino acids)
Biological process (GO): tumor necrosis factor-mediated signaling pathway; peptidyl-serine phosphorylation; positive regulation of transcription by RNA polymerase II
Cellular component (GO): cytoplasm; IkappaB kinase complex
Molecular function (GO): IkappaB kinase activity; ATP binding
Source: RefSeq, a predicted model, not a curated record